AUGUAUUCCAAUGGAAAACAUUGCCUGUUUUUUCUUUUGCUCAGAAGUAUUCUGUCGGACCCCAGUCACACAAACCAAGUUGUUCUGUUGGACACCACGGCAGUCCUAGGGGAGCUGGACUGGAGGACCUACCCAGUAAAUGGGUGGGAUGCCAUCACAGAGAUGGAUGAGCAGAACCGCCCCAUCCAUACCUUCCAAGUUUGUCAUGUGAUGGAGCCCAACCAGAACAAUUGGCUCCGGUCAGGCUGGAUCCAACGCCAAGCAGCCCAGAAGGUGUACGUGGAGAUGCGCUUCACGCUGCGAGACUGUAACUCCAUCCCCUGGGUGCCUGGGACCUGCAAGGAGACUUUUAACCUCUUCUACCUGCAGACCGACGAACCGCACGCCUCUGGAACUCGCUUUCGUCCGGUUGAAUACGCCAAGGUGGACACCAUUGCAGCAGAUGAGAGUUUUACACAGACAGACCUGGGGGACCGGGUGCUGCGGCUCAACACUGAGGUCCGCCAGGUCGGUCCCGUGACCCGGAAGGGCUUCUACCUGGCCUUCCAGGAUGUGGGUGCCUGCAUCGCCCUGGUGUCUGUCCAAGUCUUCUACAAGCGUUGCCCUUCCACGCUACGCAACCUGGCCGCGUUCCCCGACACCGUGCCCCAGCUGGACUCCUCCUCGCUGGUGGAGGUCCGCGGGGCGUGCGUGGAAAAUGCAGAGGAGCGAGACACGCCUAAGCUUUACUGCGGCGCCGACGGAGAUUGGCUGGUGCCCCUCGGGAGGUGUGUCUGCAGCAUAGGGCACGAGGAGAUGGAAGGAUACUGUAAAGCAUGUAAAGCAGGCUUCUACAAGGCCUAUGCUGGGAACAUCAAGUGUUCCAAGUGUCCUCCUCACAGCUCCAGCCACGACCAGGCUGCCACCCUCUGCCAUUGUGAAAAAGGAUUCUACCGGGCUGUUAAAGACCCCUCUACAAUGGCCUGCACUAGGUCCCCCUCAGCCCCCAGGCACCUGGUGUCCCUCAUCAACGAGACCGCCCUCUUCCUGCAGUGGGCCCCGCCCAGCGACAUGGGCGGCAGGAAGGACCUCACGUACAACGUCCUGUGUCAGCGCUGCCCAGGCAGUGGGGUCUGCGAGCCCUGCGAGGUGGACCUGCGCUUCUUGCCGCGCCCGCUGGGCCUGACAGGAACCUCCGUGGUGGUGCUGGACUUUGCCGUUCACGCCAACUACACCUUCCACGUGGAGGCGAUCAAUGGUGUGUCGGGGCUGGGGCAGACGGAACGCUCGCUGGCCAAUAUCACCGUCACCACUGACCAGACUGGUCCCUCUCUGGUGGGUGUGGUACGUAUGGACUGGUCCUCCCAAAAUAGUAUCGCCCUCUCCUGGACAGAGGUGGAGCAGCUCGCACUGGUGAUUCUGGACUAUGAGAUCAAGUACUAUGAGAAGGAGCAGGAACAGCUGAGCUACUCGUCGACGCGCACCAAGACCCCCAGCGUGGUGGUAACAGGCCUCCAUCCCUCCACCCUGUACGUGUUCCACGUGCGCGCUCGCACCACCACUGGCUUCACCGCCUACAGCCCCAAGUUUGAGUUUUCUACCGCAGCAGAGAGCUCGGAAAUGGUGGCUGAUCAGGGUCAGGUGCUGGUGGUUGUCACAGCAGCGGUGGGCGGCUUUUCUUUAUUGGUCAUCCUUACUCUUUUCCUUCUCAUCACUGGACGGUGCCAGUGGUACAUCAAGUCUAAGAUGAAGUCUGCGGACAAGAGGAGGACGCAUUAUCACAGUGGACAUGGUGAAACACAGUUCUUUCCCUUUCCUGGCAUAAAGACAUAUGUGGAUCCAGACACUUACGAAGACCCAACCCAGGCUGUUCACGAGUUUGCCAAGGAGAUCGACCCCUCCCGCAUACGCAUCGAGAGAGUGAUUGGAGCGGGGGAGUUUGGGGAGGUUUGUAGUGGGCGCUUGCGAACCCCAGGGAAAAAAGAGAUCUCCGUUGCCAUCAAGACACUUAAGGGAGGAUAUGUGGAGCGCCAAAGAUGGGACUUCCUGCGAGAGGCCAGCAUUAUGGGACAGUUUGACAACCCCAACAUCAUUAGGCUGGAGGGAGUAGUCACCAAAAGCAGGCCGGUGAUGAUCGUGGUGGAGUUCAUGGAGAACGGAGCUUUGGACUCCUUCCUGAGGAAACACGACGGCCACUUCACUGUGAUCCAGCUGGUGGGCAUGCUCCGUGGCAUCGCCUCAGGUAUGACCUACCUGUCAGACAUGGGCUAUGUGCACCGCGACCUGGCCGCGCGCAACAUCCUGGUGGACGAGGGCCUGGUGUGCAAGGUGUCUGACUUCGGCCUGUCCAGGAUCCUGGAGGAUGACCCUGAGGCUGCCUACACCACCACGGGGGGUAAGAUUCCUAUCCGCUGGACCGCCCCUGAGGCCAUCGCCUACAGGAAGUUCUCGUCCGCCAGCGACGCCUGGAGUUAUGGAAUUGUCAUGUGGGAGGUGAUGUCAUACGGGGAGAGGCCCUACUGGGAGAUGUCCAAUCAGGAUGUGAUCCUCUCUAUUGAGGAGGGCUACCGACUGCCUGCGCCCAUGGGCUGCCCUGUGGCCCUGCACCAGCUGAUGCUGCACUCCUGGCAGAAGGAGCGAGGCCAGAGGCCACACUUCACAGACGUGGUGUCCUUCCUGGACAAGCUGAUACGUAACCCCAGCAGCCUGCUCCCUCUGGUGGAGAAUGUCCGAAGUUUCCCAGAAUCCCCAGAGGACAUGCCUGACUACCCACUGUUCAUCUCCAUUGGUGAUUGGCUGGACUCCAUAAAGAUGAGCCAAUACAAGAACAACUUCCUGGCAGCAGGGUACACGACCCUGGACUCUGUCUCUACCAUGAGUAUAGAUGACGUUCGGCGUAUUGGCGUGUCUCUCAUCGGCCACCAGAGGAGGAUAGUGAGCAGCAUUCAGACCCUGCGACUGCAGUUCCUCCACGUCCAGCAGAGUGGCUUCCAUGUGUGA
Messenger RNA from Hypomesus transpacificus, 2979 nucleotides. RefSeq names its product eph receptor A6 (gene epha6). Gene Ontology annotation, molecular function: ATP binding; protein binding; transmembrane-ephrin receptor activity. The record is from RefSeq and is a predicted model, not a curated record. Gene Ontology annotation, biological process: axon guidance; cell surface receptor protein tyrosine kinase signaling pathway; protein phosphorylation. NCBI's taxonomy places the organism in Eukaryota, Metazoa, Chordata, Actinopteri, Osmeriformes, Osmeridae. The transcript has 19 exons. Bases 1 to 2979 code for a protein of 992 amino acids. Gene Ontology annotation, cellular component: plasma membrane; neuron projection.